GAGAGUUCAUGAUUAUUAUUUGAGCAAGGAAGGGUUACAAUUGUUAUUUUAGAGGUGGUGUGUGAUUCCACAUGUGUGUUUUUGUGCGAGUCUGAGAAGCCACACCUCCUGAUCUACUUAUCUCGGCAGUAAUGAUGUGCAUAUGAUGCCGGCUGCAUAUUUGUCUGCCACCCUUGUGGAGGCUACGCACACACUCUUGUGCUUUGACACACACUGGCAGCCACUCGCUGUCAGGACACGUAGUCUGCCUCGGCAACACAUGCGCAUUCACACAAAUACGAUCCUGGGAAGGAUCAGCGUUAAAAAAAAAAAAAAAGAUCGGUAGUAGGAAAGAAGAAUUUGAUGUCCCUCUGCUUUACUCGGAGCGGAUUGUGGAUGCUGAACAAAUGCGAGCACGCUGACCCCCCCCACGCUCACACAUCACUCCCCCGCAGCCGCAAAUUGUUGGAUUCGUCUUCACUGCGUGGAGUGUGGGAGUCGUGCAUCAUCGGACUAAGAUGGGGAACCAAGCGGGGAGACGGGAGGAACCCGACACAGGUUGUCAAGCAACUAGGAAGUCUGGGAUCCCGGCCCCAAGAGAAAUCCCAUCUUCAAUAACAAGGGACCGCAUUUCCUUGCGAGACCAGUUGAGGAGCUCUUCCACUAAGAGGAUUGUUUCCAGUGCCAGCACUUCCAGCCUCUCCACCCUGGCAAAGCAAACCCGUAGUUCGACAAAGUGUCGGGGAGAAGCAGAAGGCCAGGAAAGGGGCCUCCUGGAAUGUCAGGUUAAGGAGCUGUUGGCUGAAGCCAAGGCUAAAGACUUGGAGAUCAGCAAUCUCCGCACGGAGCUGCAACGCUGCCAAAGUCAGGCUUCCCCGUUGCAGUCACCUGUCUCACCUCAAGAUCUUUUUACAGAACGAGACGGAAAGCUCACAGAGGCUUUUGUCCUGGUUCAAGAGCUGAGGGAAAAGAAUGCAAAGUUUCAGAAAGAGCUCGCAAACCUCAGAGAGGAGAACCAAGGGCUAAAGAGAAGGCUCCUCUGUUUUGAGCCUUUACCAUUAGCACCUCAGAAUGGCCUGCCGUCAGUUUCCAGCCCAACUACCAGUCCCAUGAAAACAUCAGUCUCCUCCGGUUCUGCCAAGGACUCACCUUCACCCGACUCGUCGGAGUUUGAGAAGAUCCCACGUUCAGGAUCCACUUGCAGCAAUGUCAGUAGCGAAGCCACGGCGGGUGGACGAGAUUUGUCGGUGCGGAGUCUGACGGAACAGAUACACAAGAUGGAGGAAAACCACCACAGCACUUCAGAGGAGCUACAAGCCACUGUACAGGAGCUGGCUGACCAGCAGCAAGUGGUGCAAGAACUGACGACUGAGAACGAGCGUCUAACCGAGGAGAAACGCCUCCUGCAGACUUCGCUCCAGCAGCAGAGAGAACGUCUGGAGCUGCUCUCCCAGAAGAAUGAGGCGCUGGCUAGUCGACUUCAGGAGCAAGCCCAGAGGGAGGACGAGAUCAGGACGCAAGGUCCUCGACUCGUCGAACUCGAGCAAAGGUACGCCGAGCUGGUGGAGAGCUCGCGCUUCGAACGGGAGAAGCUGGUGAACAUUCAGCAGCAGUUAACCGGCAGCCUACGAGCUCUUGAGGAGGAGCACCAGGAAGCCCAGGGUCAGGUGCAUGGCCUGCGAGAAGAAAUGGACAGGCUACAUGGCCAACUCAACCACGAGCUGGAAGCCGGAGGUCAAGCCGCACAGUUGGCAGAAGAACAGAAAGCCACGGUUGAUUGUCUCAGAGUGGAAAAUAGUCGGCUGAAGGCACAGGUGGACAUCGAGAGGCAAAAGGUGGCUGAGCUGAAGACCGUGCAGAGCGCCGGCGAUAGUACAGAGCUGCAGAGUCUACUCAAGACGGCCCGUGCCGAGAGAGACCGACUGGAGCUGGAGCUGACCGAGCUGAGGCGGGACCUGCUGCAGGCCCAAGAUGAGACCGAGCACGUGCAAGCCAGCAUCUCCAAGGUGAAUGCCAAAGGCCAGCAGGUCCAGGAGAGAGCGGAGAUGAGGGAGGAGGAGCUCACCAAGCGGGUGAGUGCCUUGGAGGAGGUGGGCAUGCUGGCUGACAAACAAGUGAAGGACAUGAAGGAGACCAUCUUUGAACUAGAGGACCAGGUGGAACAACAGCGGGCCAUCAACCUACACACAAAUCAAACAGUCCUCGACCUGGAGAAUCUCGCAAAAAAAUUAGAGGAGCAGAAAUUCGAAGCGGAACGACAACUGAAAGUUUUUAGCAGGCAGAUGAAGGAAGAAAAAGAUGAAUGGCGUCGGUUCCAGGCCGAUCUCCAGACAGCCGUGGUGGUUGCCAAUGAUAUCAAAGUGGAGGCUCAACAGGAGCUCCGGACACUCAGAAGACAGCUGCAGGAGGAGCAAGAUCGUAGCGCCAAGCUUUCUUUAGACCUGGAAUCCCUGCAAGGUGUUCGGUCUCAAGGGGAUGAUUUAAAAGUGCACACAAACAGCCGUAAAUGUUGCGGUGUGAUCCCGAGCCCACCCACUGACAUCAACGGUGAUGCCAACACGGAACCAGGAGCUCCUGUCAAGUCCCCCAUCAAGUCAUCUGAUACUGGCGGACAGAAUGGACCGGGCCUGACAGUUCAAAUCCACAGCUCACCUAGAAGCCCUCUAAGUGGAAUCCCGACGCGCACAGCACCUGCAGCUGCAGUUUCGCCUAUCCAGAGGCAGUCGAACAUAAAGCCGCUGUCCAAGUUGUUGGAAAAAAGAAUCAAUCAUGGCGACUUUGUUCGUCCUCACGGUAAAUUUUCAGGCGGAAGAGAGGAGACGAAAAGCAACAUCCUGAUGAGGAAGAGUCCAUCUCUAGAGUCAAUAUUCAAAAGUCCUGCUUCUCUGAGAAGCCGUGCAUCAUCUUUUACCUGCAACCAGGCCAACAGUAUGUUCAGCCAAGUGGCGCAACACCGUUUUGAGAUCAACGACCGGGCGUCGUGGUCUUCCCAUGGCUCCGGCUACAACACAAACACCGCCGAGAUGACCUUGGGAACAAUAUUCGUGUCAUCGGAAAGCGCAGUUCAUGUACCGUGUGUUACGGACCCCUUGGCUGCACUCACGCGGGAGUAUGGGGGAUCUAAGAGGAACGCUCUACUGAAGUGGUGCCAGAAGAAAACACAAGGCUAUCCGAAUAUUGACGUGACCAACUUCAGCAGCAGUUGGAGUGAUGGUUUGGCUUUUUGCGCCCUUCUGCACACAUAUUUGCCCGCCCACAUCCCCUACCAGGAACUCAUCAGUCAAGAUAAGAUCCGGAAUCUGACGCUGGCUUUUCAGGCCGCCGAGAGUAUUGGCAUCAAAACUUCCCUGAACAUCGAGGAGCUGAUGCAGACAGACAGGCCCGACUGGCAGAGCGUCAUGCAGUACGUCUCUCAGAUCUACAAGUACUUUGAGACCUGAUCGGCAUUUGCACGAUAUUCACCUUACUGGCAAAUUUCGACUCCUGCCUGGUGCUGGACACUCGAGCCCAUGUGUUUAAAAAGUGUACAUGAUUAAA
Messenger RNA from Syngnathus acus (greater pipefish), 3516 nucleotides. RefSeq names its product sperm antigen with calponin homology and coiled-coil domains 1 (gene specc1). Gene Ontology annotation, molecular function: protein binding. Gene Ontology annotation, cellular component: microtubule organizing center; filamentous actin. The transcript has 14 exons. Gene Ontology annotation, biological process: actin cytoskeleton organization. Bases 498 to 3419 code for a protein of 973 amino acids. NCBI's taxonomy places the organism in Eukaryota, Metazoa, Chordata, Actinopteri, Syngnathiformes, Syngnathidae. The record is from RefSeq and is a predicted model, not a curated record.